This is a messenger RNA of Thlaspi arvense, 3297 nucleotides long. The record is from the annotation of a GenBank genome assembly. Lineage: Eukaryota; Viridiplantae; Streptophyta; Magnoliopsida; Brassicales; Brassicaceae.
AAAAUUGUUAAGUUUUUUAUUACUAAAUUCAACAACUACUACUGGGCCAUCAUCAUCUUCGUCGUCUUCUAUCUCCACUCUUCUGAUCUUAUUCAUUAAAUUGAAAUUUUCUAGAGUCAAUCACUAAUUGGAAGCUACUUGGUUUCUUUGGCCUUCGCUUCGGUUCGAUCCAGAUUUUGUCCUCGCCGGAUAGAGAAACCGUGAAAUACAAAAAAAAAAUGGAAGAUCCUUUGAUUGGUAGAGAGAGUCGUGGUGGUGGUACGGAUCGGAUCGUUCGUCGAUCAGAAGCUAUCACGCAUGGUACGACGUUUCAGAAAGCUGCUGCACUCGUCGAUCUGGCUGAAGAUGGUAUUGGUCUUCCUGAGCAAAUACUUGAUCAGUCAAGCUUUGGAGAGUCUGCAAAGUACUACUUCAUCUUCACACGAUUGGAUCUGAUCUGGUCACUCAACUAUUUCGCUCUGAUUUUGAUAAACUUCUUUGAGCAACCAUUGUGGUGUGAAAAUAAACCUACACCGUCUUGCAAAGACAGAGACUACUAUUACCUUGGGGAGUUACCUUACUUGACCAAUGCAGAAUCCAUUAUCUAUGAGGUGAUUACGCUGGCUAUACUCCUUGUACAUACUUUCUCUCCAAUAUCCUAUGAAGGGUCUCGAAUCUUUUGGACAAGUCGUCUGAAUCUAGUGAAGGUUGCUUGCGUGGUAAUUUUGUUUGUUGAUGUGGUGGUUGACAUUCUAUAUCUGUCUCCGCUGGCUUUUGAUUUUCUUCCUUUUAGAAUCGCGCCUUACGUCAGAGUUAUCAUAUUCAUCCUCAGCAUAAGGGAACUUCGAGACAGCCUUGUCCUUCUGUCUGGAAUGCUUGGCACAUAUUUGAAUAUCUUGGCUCUAUGGAUGUUGUUCCUUCUGUUUGCCAGUUGGAUUGCCUUUGUUAUGUUUGAAGACACGCAGCAAGGCCUCACGCUCUUCAACUCUUACGGUGCGACUCUUUAUCAGAUGUUUAUUUUGUUCACAACAUCCAACAAUCCUGAUGUCUGGAUUCCUGCAUACAAGUCUUCUCGCUGGUCGUCGUUGUUCUUCGUGCUCUACGUGCUAAUUGGCGUCUACUUUGUCACGAACUUGAUUCUUGCCGUUGUUUAUGACAGUUUCAAAGAGCAGCUCGCAAAGCAAGUAUCUGGAAUGGAUCGAAUGAAGAAAAGAAUGUUGGAGAAAGCCUUUGGUCUUAUAGAUACAGACAAAACCGGGGUGAUUGAUAAGGAGCAAUGCAUCAAGCUCUUUGAACAGUUGACUAAUUACAGGACUUUGCCGAAGAUAUCAAAAGAAGAAUUCGGAUUGAUAUUUGAUGAGCUUGACGAUACUCGUGACUUUAAGAUCAACAAGGAUGAGUUCGCUGAUCUCUGCCAGGCGAUUGCUCUAAGAUUCCAAAAGGAGGAAGUACCAUCUCUCUUCGAAAAUUUCCCACAAAUUUACCAUUCGGCCUUAUCACAACAACUGAGAGCCUUUGUCCGAAGCCCAAACUUUGGCUACGCUAUUUCUUUCAUCCUCAUUCUGAAUUUCAUCGCUGUCGUUGUUGAAACAACGCUUGAUAUCGAAGAAAGCUCGGCUCAGAAGCCUUGGCAGGUUGCGGAGUUUGUCUUUGGUUGGAUAUAUGUGAUGGAGAUGGCUCUUAAAAUCUAUUCCUAUGGAUUCGAGAAUUAUUGGAGAGAUGGGCAAAACCGGUUUGAUUUUAUUAUCACAUGGGUCAUAGUUAUUGGGGAAACGGCUACAUUCAUAACUCCAGACGAGAACACUUUCUUCUCAAACGGAGAAUGGAUCCGGUACCUUCUCCUUGCAAGAAUGUUAAGACUGAUAAGGCUUCUCAUGCACGUCCAGCGAUACAGAGCAUUUAUUGCCACGUUCAUAACUCUUAUUCCAAGUUUGAUGCCAUAUUUAGGCACCAUUUUCUGCGUGCUGUGUAUCUACUGCUCUAUUGGCGUACAGGUCUUUGGUGGGCUUGUGAAUGCUGGGAACAAACAACUCUUCAAAACCGAGUUGGCUGAGGAGGACUACCUAUUGUUCAACUUCAAUGACUAUCCCAAUGGAAUGGUCACACUCUUCAAUCUGCUAGUUAUGGGUAACUGGCAAGUCUGGAUGGAGAGCUACAAAGAUUUGACAGGGACGUGGUGGAGCAUUACGUACUUCGUCAGCUUCUACAUCAUCACUGUUUUACUUCUGUUGAAUUUGAUUGUUGCCUUUGUCUUGGAGGCGUUCUUUACUGAGCUGGAUCUUGAAGAAGAAGAAAAAUGCCAAGGACAGGAUUCUCAAGAAAGAAGAAACCGGCGUCGAUCUGCAGGUUCAAGGGCCCAAGGUUUCUGCUUCUCCCAAUUCAUGGCUUCCGCAUCAAGCAAGACAGAGGCCGAGACGGCAGAGAUCGCUUCCACGGCGGAGCCCAUAGAGACAACCACUGACGAAUCUGAUGUUUCGAUCUCUCUGAACGAGGACAAAUCCGACUCAAAUCCGGAGGAAGAUGAUUCCUCCGAUGAAAGCGACGGAGAAGAAGAAGACGGAGAUAGCAUUGUGGACGACGGAGAUUCAACAGAUAAUCAGCCGGAAUGGGGAGUGGAUAGCUACGACGAAAGCGGAUAUUUCUCACCUGAUGAAGACUCUUAUUCCGACGAAGAAGCUGAACGUAAAGCCCGUCUUUAUCGACGGAAUCUCCACUUUAGCCAUGGUUUUCUGGUGGAAGAAGGGAUCAGGCCACGUCAACUAUGGAGUGGCUCAAUCGAUCUUAAUUCUCUGGACAGUGAAUACUCUCCGGUUAAAGGAAGGACUCAGCUUCAAUACGCACAAGACAUGGCCAAAUUGUCUCUUCGCAAAUACAAUGCCUUAAACGAUACGGAUGUGAAGUUGGAUCAUGUUGUGAGAGUGACCGAGUCUUUUUGUGGUACAUGGACGUCGUACAUCACUUUCAUGGCGAGAGAGACUGAGGAGGAAGAAGCUACUCUUGUUGAGUAUCAAGCCAAGGUUGAGAAGAAAUUAAGUCGCAAGUCUUAUCCUAUCUUUUGCAGGCCAAGUCCCAAGCAAGAUCAAGAUUUGUAGUCCGAAUUGAUCAUCAUCUUUUGCUUUAUUUUAAGGCUAGUUUGAAUUGAUGAUUAUAUAUGGUCUUUCUUGCUCCAAAUGGAUUUCAAAUGGAUCUCAUAGUCAAAGCUACUCAAUAUAAUGGUUUGUGAUGUGAAAUAUGAUACAUAUUGAUGUAAUAAAGAGUGCAAAUCUCAUUCGAGAAUCAUACCUAUUGAUGUUAUAAAGAGUGUAAAUCUCAUUCUGC